AUCUAUAUUUUUAGAUUAAAAGACGCGAUAUGCAAUUAUGACGCCUUUCAACGUACUAUUGUAAUGUGUUACGUCGGUUAUUGAAACAGUUAAUGGAAAAUUAUUUGUUUCUUAUCUUUACCUGUCUGAUUUUUUUUAUCGGAUAGUUGAUACGGCAUACAUCAAUUAUUACUGAAGAUGUUAAUUAGAUAUAAAAGACUCAUGUUAAAGUUUAAAAUCAAAUAAUUUCCCAAUCACAUUAGAAACGUCAGAGGCGUAUCGCUUUCUAGCACUUAUCUGCUUGAUCAAUUAGAUUACAACAAUAAAGAUUAUGGCAUUAUCAAAUGCACCUGUCAAUGAAUGGACUCCCAUUAAUAUUCAGCAGCUGCGUUUGAACAUCGUUUCGAAUGUCAUCAUCUGAAUCAUAUAAAUACUUCGACAAGUAGCUUUAGAAAGUAGAGCCAUUGUAAUAUUUGCCCAAAAUGUUUCGGCUGCUCGUUAUUGCUUGCUGCGUUUAUGCGGCUAACGCUACAACUGACGACUUUGGCCGUCAGCGAAUAAUCAAUGGCGAAGGAAUCACGAUAGAAAAAGCUCCAUAUCAAAUAAGUAUCAUCGAGGAAAGUAGCCUUAAACUUAUAUGUGGCGGUAGCAUUAUUUCCAGGGACUACGUUCUUACCGCAGCUCACUGUGUUCAAUCGCACCCUGAAUUUUUGAAAAUUCGUUCAGGCUCAAGUUUUUCUGUUCUGUAUGGCAACUUGCACAAAAUCACUAAAGUUAUCGAACACAGUGGAUUCGGCAUUAUCAAUAAGGGUGUAUUAUUCAACGACAUCGCACUUGUGAAAGUUUUUCCUCCGUUCGGCCUGAAUGGUAAGACAAUCAAGAAGAUCGAACUGUUCGAAUCGGGAGAGAAAGCAAAUAUCGGUGAUGAUGCUUGGCUGACUGGUUGGGGUCUAACUGAAUACCACGAGGCAGCUUACGUAUUGAAAAGCCUUAAACUCAAACUGAUGAACACAAGUACAUGCUCCAGCAAUUACUCCGACGCUGGUGGAAUCAGUCAGGGACAAAUCUGCGCUGAAUACCCAGGUGGUGGUAGAGACGCUUGCAACGGUGAUUCUGGUGGUCCAUUGGUGAUCAAUGGCAGACAAGCGGGUGUCCUUUCAUGGAGUGGACCCGGCUGCGCUCAACCCGGUCGACCUGGCGUCUAUACCGAGGUUGCGGCUUACCGCGAUUGGAUCGACCAGCACAUGAAUUCUGUGCCAAGUCGCAUAAUUCACGGAGAGACAAUCGACAUCAAGGAUGCGCCCUUCCAAGUGAGUCUCGUCCGUAGAGAAAGUAGAAGGCACACUUGCGGCGGAAGCAUAAUUUCGCCAAACUACAUCCUCACCGCAGCGCACUGCGCAGAUCUGCCAGCAAGUGGGUAUUUCGUUCGUUCGGGUUCGAGUUUCUGGAACCGCGGAGGUCAAUUGCACGAAGUUGUCGAGGUUAUCAAGCACGAGGAAUAUGGGUCAAACCAGUUUGGUAGCCCAGGUGGUCUACCUCAAAAUCAAAUAUGCGCAGCUCAUCAAAUAGAAUUAAAGGACAUGUGCAAUGGUGAUAGCGGCGGUCCUCUGUUAGUUGGUAAUCAUUAAGCUGGUAUUGUAUCUUGGAGUGGAACUCCUGGUUGCGCUUUACCUCAGUACCCAGGUGUAUAUAUUGAAGUUGCGGCUUACUACCACUGGAUUAAGAAUCGAUACAGCCCGGUGGUCUUUGGAUCAAUCAAGAUGCUGCUACACUUCCUAUGGCUAUCCCCAGUUCUCAUGACCGCUAGUGUUAGUGAAAUGAAAUUUCCCGAUGGAGUUAUAGUAGGUGGUUCAAAUGCCCUCAUCACAAAAUACCCAUACCAUGUAUCUAUAGAGUAUUUAGGAUAUCACUACUGUAGUGGUAGCAUCAUCCACAGUUUCUACAUCAUAACUGCAGCUCACUGUGCAAUACACGAACCGGCGGAUUUGACGGUUCGAGCAGGCUCUUCGAUGAAAAAUCAAGGUGGCACCAUUCAUCGCGUGGAAAAAGUAGUUGCCCACGAGAGGUACGUCAUCAACGAACAUGGUAUUCCCGUGAAUGACAUUGCCAUUAUCACGAUCAUAGAAGGUUUCGAUUACGACGAUGUACAUAAAAAAAUCAAACUCUUCGACUUGAACGAGAAGACAGAAUCUGGUAUGAAAGCAGUCAUCACAGGUUGGGGCAACCCUUUCAAGGGAUUGCCAUCUCAAAUGCAAACUGUCACCGUGCCGAUAGUCAAUAGGACAUCGUGCAGUAAAGUUUACAAAAAUUUUGGCAAAUUACCUCCUGGACAGAUCUGCGCUGUUUAUUAUGGGGAAGGUGAAGUCUCUUGUCAAGGUGAUUCCGGUGCUCCUCUGGUUAUCGAUGAUCGGCAGGCUGGUAUUGUCAGUUGGGGAAAUGGUUGCGCUAAGGAAGACAGUCCUGGUGUUUACACUGAAAUCGCUUAUUUUCGCUCGUGGAUCAAUGAACACGCUAUCAUUAAUCUAUGUCAAGUACAUAGCAAUGGAGUACCAUUGCCAGACAUGUCGUUAGUAAACGUUAAUGACCGUGACAAGAGCAAGUUCAGCAGUGAUCCGAACAAGAUGUUUAGCUACGUGUUGAUCUUCGUUUCAGUGGCUCUUGCCAAUGCGGAACCAAGAUUCCCAAAUGGUCGAAUCAUUGGCGGCCAGAAUGCCCUAAUCGAAACCUACCCUUACCAGGUGUCGAUUCAGCAAUUCGGUACGCAUAUGUGCGGUGGCAGCAUAAUCACCAAAGACUACGUCCUCACUGCCGGUCACUGCGUAGAUACACCAUUCCUCGUGACGAUACGAGCUGGCUCAUCGACGAGAAGCUCCGGUGGUAGCGUCCACAAGAUCAGCACGAUUACGCGCCACGAAGACUUCAAGAUUAACCGCAAGGGCAUCCCCCUCAACGACAUAGCCUUGAUCAAAGUCACAUCUCCGUUCAAGCUUGAUGAAACGCGGCAACCGAUCGAUUUAUUUAACGUCGGUGAAGAAACGACUCCUGGCGUGAACGGGACUAUUACUGGCUGGGGUACCACUGGUGGCCGUUGGGGUACAGCUGCGCACUUACAGACCGUCAAUAUUCCCAUACUGGAGAAGAAAGUAUGCAACACCGCUUACGAAGAAAUGGGUGGGAUUCCAGAUGGGCAAAUUUGCGCUGCUUACUACGGUGUAGGUGGGAAAGAUGCUUGCCAGGGCGACUCUGGCGGUCCGCUUGCCGUAGACGGUCGUCUUGCUGGCGUUGUCUCCUGGGGUAAUGGGUGCGCUCAGCCUAAGUAUCCCGGUGUGUACACCGAAGUCGCUCAUUUCCGCGAAUGGAUCGACAAACAUAUUACUUUUUAUUUCUCAGAUCCAAUCAGAUCACAUAACAUCUUUCCCAACGGUCGUAUCGUUGGUGACGAGGAUGCUGAGAUUGAGACCUAUCCAUAGCAAGCAUCUCUUCAGUACAAUGGCAAUCACAUCUGUGGUGCUUCGAUCAUCUCAAAAGACCUCAAUGUCAAAAGACUCAAAGUCCUUACAGCUGCUCACUGCAUCAUCGAUCGUGUAAAUACACUCAGCGUCCGCGUGGGUUCAACCUACCGUAAUAUAGAUGGCUGUGUUUACGAAUUCGAGGAGAUCAUCGUAUACGGAAACUACUAUAAAAACUCCUAUGGGGUUCCAUGCAACGAUAUUGCCCUUUUGAAACUGGAGACAUCGAUCGACUUUGACGACACUGCCCAGCCAAUCGACUUGUACAAAUUGAAUGAAAAAGCAACUCCAGGUGUGAUCACUGGUUGGGGGCAUACAGAAAACGGUGGUAUAGCAUCCGAUCAACUGCAAAGCGUCGUCAUCCCGAUCAUAACCAAACAGCUCUGCAACAAAGCUUAUACUAAGGUUUUCGGUGGACUUCCCAAAGGUCAGAUUUGUGCUGCUUAUUAUGGCAUUGGUGGUAAGGAUACUUGUCAAGGCGACUCUGGUGGUCCUCUUGCCAUCAACGGUCGCCUUGCUGGUUUUGUCUCAUGGAGUUAUGGAUGCGCUCAACCUUACUACCCUGGAGUUUAUACUGAAAUCGCUCACUACCGUGAAUAGAUUAACAAGUACGUUCAGCUAUAUUAA
Messenger RNA from Phymastichus coffea, 4115 nucleotides. RefSeq lists its product as uncharacterized. The record is from RefSeq and is a predicted model, not a curated record. Gene Ontology annotation, biological process: proteolysis. Gene Ontology annotation, molecular function: serine-type endopeptidase activity. Lineage: Eukaryota; Metazoa; Arthropoda; Insecta; Hymenoptera; Eulophidae.